CACAAGAGAAGGAGAGACACUCAGGAAGUUGACAGGGGAAGUUUAGUGGUUUUUUUGCGUCAUCAUUUUAUGCUGCUUCUUGUGUGCCGUUGCAGAGUGAAGGCUGGAAGACUAAAAGUUUGUCCCAAGACUCCAGCUUUACAAUGCGAUACAGCUCACCAGGGUGGCAAAGUUCACAGAGGCAGCAGCAUCAGCAGCAGCAGUGCAACAGAAUCCCUGAAAUGCAAAGCUCCUCCACAAAGUCACUGUCACACUAAGAGGAGUCGGCGAGCACAUCCAACCGCAGGCAGCCGGCAGAGUGAGCAGGCAGAGGAGCGCCGGCCGUUCUGAAUGUGUGGGGGGAACUGAAGGCAGGAAGAGAUGCGGAGAGUUCGAAGAAAAGGGGGCAACAAAGAGAAGGUGUUUGGAUGUGAUCUGCUGGAGCAUCUCACCACCUCCAGUCAGGACAUUCCCCCAGUGUUACGCACCUGCAGUGAGUUUGUGGAGCAACAUGGGAUCGUGGAUGGAAUCUACCGCUUGUCUGGAGUUUCUUCUAAUAUCCAGAAACUAAGGGGUGAGUUUGAGAACGACGGGGCUCCAGAUCUGAACAAAGAUGUCUACCUGCAGGACAUCCACUGCGUCAGCUCUUUGUGUAAAGCCUAUUUCAGAGAGCUGCCCAACCCUCUACUCACCUACCAGCUGUAUGACAAGUUUGCUGAGGCAGUGGCCAUCCAGCUGGAAGAGGAGCGGCUGAUAAAGAUCAGGGAUGUUCUGAAGGAGCUACCAGAGCCUCAUUACAGGACUCUGGAGUUUCUGAUGCGACAUCUGGUCCGGAUGGCUUCAUAUUCCUCAGAGACCAACAUGCAUGCUCGCAACCUGGCCAUCGUCUGGGCCCCCAACCUGCUCAGGUCGAAGGACAUUGAGGCUUCUGGAUUCAACGGUACAGCAGCCUUCAUGGAAGUUCGAGUCCAGUCCAUCGUGGUGGAGUUCAUCCUCACUCACGUCCCUCAGCUGUUUCCUCUUGAAGGUGCACCUGCAGAGAGAAGGAAAUCCCUCCCCUCUCCGACAGCGCUACCCAAUCAGGACGUCCUGUUCUUCAAGUCCUCGGGUUCUCAGCCUAACUUUGGGAACAUCAGUCCUGGAGACGGACCCCUGGCGAUCAGACCCUACCAUGCAAUAAUCGAAGGCACAGACAAGAGGAAAGGAUCGCUUAAAGGCAGGAAAUGGAUGUCCAUUUUUAACAUCGGAGGACGAUUCCCAGACCCAAGAAAGAAACACAAACAUUCCACCAAGGAAAAAGACAGAACGCCUUUAAGACCUGCAAGAAGCAUGGACUCGCUCAGCACGCCGUCCUAUCCCAACGAAGGUUCCAGGCGUUCUGGGCCCCGUCCUCCAUCCAGCAACAUGUCCCCUGCCAUCACCUCCUCUCAGCCUCCCUCAGACACCCCAGCAUCCGGCGGUGGAUUGGGUAGCAGCGAAUACGCAGUAACCUACCGCAGAGGGACGGGCUUAGUGAGCGGAGGUGCAGGGACACAGGGUACCUACACAGCUCUGGACCCUGAUGGUUUAGUGAUACCAGGCAGCGAGGGGAUCCAUUCCAGGUCCCCAGGACUCUCCAACAAAGCUAGAAGAGCUGCCAUGCACAUCACAGGCCCCACCCUUGUAACAGUGCCGCUACAUAUCACCUCUAACCUGGCGUUAGGAGUGCUUCAGGGGGGUGGCGACAGGGUUAUCCUCCGUGGAAGAGACAAGGAUGGAGGGGAUAAGCAGGAAGGCAAGGAGGCAGGGGGGAAGAUUGAGAUUAAGGAACCCAAAGGAAUGGAGUGGAACGUAGAAGCGAGCAAAAAUGAUGAGCAAAAGGACACGAGUCAAAAUGAAAAAGAAGACUUGGACACAGCAGGAAAUAAACGGGUAGGAGGAGACUCUGGAGAGGUGAAGGAUGAAGGAGUUAAAGAGAAAGGAGACAAGGAGUCAGGAAAAGAUGGCAAGCACAAAGAGGAGACACAGAUCGGAAACCAGCAUGUGGCGAGUGAGAAACCUUCUGAAAGCUCCGUCACAGGGGAAGGUGAUCAAGAAGACUUCGCAGACGAUGAUCAAGGCAGCGAAUACAUGGAAAUGAAAUUUUCAGAGCAAAGCCAUUACCAGGCAGCAGCAGCAGCCUCACUGCAUGAAGAUGAUGGUGAGUCUGAACCUAAAGAUUUCCUAAACUCGACUGAAGUAGAGGGAGACGAGGAAGACCAAAAACUGUCGGGCUACGUUCAAGAUAACUUUGAAUUCCUGGACCUAAUGGACCAAAUGGAUUAUAGUGCCAUGGACCACAUGGACUGCAGCAUGUCCUAUCAGGUUAAUGAGUUCUCCGUGGAGCCUCCUUGUCACUCUGAUGACGAGUAUGAAAUGAUGGCUCAUGCUGAACGACCAACCCAGAGUGUAACAGAGUUUAAACCACACAGACCACUCAGCCUGGACCUGCACAGUCGACACACUAAAUCCCUCAGUCUGCCCUACAUGAAGUCACCCGUCGACGGCCCCGUGGAAAACUCUAGCUCAGAUGAAGAGGUUUCGGAAGACGAUGGCGAUGGAGAAAAUUAUAGCAGUGAGGAAGAUGAGAGCAUGUUUGUGAAGAGCCUGCCGUCUGACUUCUUUCUAAACACUCUGUCUGGACUUGAAGACUUUCCCAGUCCUGACAGAGACCUGCUUGAUUCGUUACGGGGAGAAGAAGAAAGAAGUUACCAACCACUGGAUGUUGAACUUCCUGUUUGUACGGAACCCACUGAGCACGUGCAGGAGAAAGCUGGAAAUGAUGAAGAAAGACAAGAAACAAAAGAGAUGGAACAGAAUGAAGUUCACCAUGAAGAUCAGCUUGAAAUGGAUACAAAGAGCAGAACAAUAGAAGACUCUCAGAGAGCUACAGAAGACGGUCCAACUGAAAACUGCCUAGUUUCAGAAACAUCAGCAGGCUGCUGUGAGGAGCUCGAGCUGCCGAGAAUCCAGGGCAAUCAGGAAAUCAACAACUUGACUGAAACAGAGUUUGAGAGCGGGAAAGAGGUUCUAGAUAAGUCCGAAGAUGCUUCUCUUCCUCCAACACAACACCCUGAAAGCUGUGCCAUGGAGGAUGUUACAGAUGAACACAACACGUCUGGACAUUCUGCUUCUAGAGAACCAGACUGUGUUGAAGGACCCAUCCACAGAGAACACAAUGAGGAAGACAAUUCAGACAGUAGGACAAACAGUGACAUUUGGAGCGAGCUUGAGGAUGUUGUAUGCGAAGUGAUUGAGGAUGAGGAGAGCAAACACUCUGAGAGGAAUGCUGCUGAAGAGGCAGAUGGAGAAAAAGAUGGAGAAGCAGAGGAGGAAGGUGAAACGAACAAGACAGAAGAUAAAAUGGAGGAGGAAGAGGAGCCAAAUGUAGGAAAACCUAUAGAUGAAGCAAUGGCGCAGGAGAGAAAUGAGCUUGAGCUUAACCAAGGAGUUCUGCAUCAUGGCGUAGAAGAAGUGGUUUCAGAAGAAACAGAAAAGGAGAAGGAAGACAAGGACAGAGCCGAAAGCAGAACACAACAGAGUGCUGAUAAACAGCCGCUGAUCUCAUCUGAUAUUAGGGACUCAAAGGAAGGAAGUAUGCCUGCGAAUGGUGACAGUGGCUUAGGAUGUGUUGGGAGGAAGCUGGUCGUCUCCAAGGAGCCUAAGAUUUACCAGGUCAAGGCUGUGCCGGUUGUUCCCCCAAAGCCUCAACACUGCAAAAUGACUGCUAUGACCCUACGCCACCAGCAGCAGCAGAGAGACAGGCGAGACAACACCCUGAAGGUCCCCGCUGAGCAGGAGCGAGAAGGAGAGGGAGACCGGGAGAAUGCAGAAAAAAAGGACAGGCCGUCCACACUCAGGGAGAAGAAGAGGGACGCUCUGGAAGGGGGCGUAAGGGAUGCAAAGAGGAACAGCCCACUCAGCAUGUGCUUCGAUGAGGCUGUGGCCAUCGCUACCCUGAGGAGAGAGAAAGAACGAGGGCGUGAAGGAGACGCGGACUGAGAGGGACUGGGAAAGUCAAACAGUGAAGGUGGAACUUCAUUUUAGGCAACUGUGGGAUGCAGCCUCAGAUGAUGCUGAGAAAACUCUGUGCCCAUUUAUAAGAGUCCAAGCAUCACUGUUGAAAAUAACUGCUGGCAUUUUUGUCACCAUUGUUAAUAUCUAGUUUUACUGGUUUACAGGCACCAUGGUGGCUUUGUUGUCCUUAUCUAAAGAUAAAAUGUAAGGACCAAAUUGCCUCUUUGGUUAGGAUGUUUAAAAAGCCUCGAAAUAAAUCCACCAUUUGCUUCAGCAGAAUGAUCUCCCAUCAAAAACACUUUCCUCAGUUCAACAGUGGAAAAUACUCUCAUAAAAAAGGAUUUAUUUUAAAGGACGAUCUCAUCCCUGCUCAUCCGGCAAACUAUCUAUUUUAUCAUUUGGAAAUAAACUUCCCGUACUUAACUGAUAUGUUUCCUUGUCUUUUCCAUUUUGAAGAAAAGGUAAGUGUAUUUUUAAACCCCAGAAACAAAUAAAAAUGAUGCUACAUAACACAAUUUUAGCACGUUAUGUAAAAUGAUCUAAAAUAUGAGAAUUUUACCCCACUGAAUAAAUGUACUCAAAUAACAUUUUUUUUUUUCAACUUUUCCUUCAAUUUCUACUGUGAGAUUAUAUCACUGUUAUUAAAGAUUAAUAUCAAUGAAGGAUUUUUAUGCAUCUUUACCUGUUUUCUUCUCUUUUGGAGUUUUUUUUUUGCAUCUAUCAGGUAAAAAAUAAAUAACAGACGUUUCAAAUACAUGGAUAACAGUUUGUUUUCAAUGGUCAUGGGAUGAUCUGGCCAGAUUCAGUCAUUUAUUAUUACAUUUAGGUGGACAUUACAUCCUAAUGUCAGGAUGGUUAAUCAGGGCGUUAUUAAUGAAAUGCCUUAUGGAUUUUAUAUGUAUUCUUUUUUUAAAUAACAUCAAAUAAAUGUAAAUCUUGAGGUGAAGCAAAGUAUUAAGUGCUGCUGUGACAUCAAACAUCACAAGAAUAAACAGCCUUUUUAAGAACUAAUAUUUUUUUAUGUGUGACGAUUGUAUAAAAAAAGCAUUUUACUUUGUUUACCGGCAUUUUGAUUCUCAAGGUUUGUCUUGGAAAUGGCUCUUUGGCAGUUACUGUUUGCACUUAUUAUAAAAAGGUGGUGUACAUAAAUAGUUUAUCUGAAAUGUCUGGUUUAAGGCUGAUAAAUAA
Cyprinodon variegatus (sheepshead minnow) is the source of this 5202-nucleotide messenger RNA. It is a transcript of the gene arhgap30, whose product is annotated as Rho GTPase activating protein 30. Gene Ontology annotation, molecular function: GTPase activator activity. The coding region runs from base 361 to 3999 and encodes 1212 amino acids. The transcript is spliced from 14 exons. The record is from RefSeq and is a predicted model, not a curated record. NCBI's taxonomy places the organism in Eukaryota, Metazoa, Chordata, Actinopteri, Cyprinodontiformes, Cyprinodontidae. Gene Ontology annotation, biological process: small GTPase-mediated signal transduction.